AUGUUCGCUUUACGUCUUGCCAGUAUUUUUCGUCGUGCACCACUUUUUCUCAUCCGUUCAUCUUCUCUCAGUACAAGUAAUCCUAUUCAACAAAUUCGUCCACCACAAACAACUCGUCUUGAUCUUGAUCAAUUACUUGAAAGACUUGAUGGUGAAGCUCAUCGUCGUGGUCGAUUAAAUCCAGGUCUUGUACGUGGUGCAAUGCGUAAAGCAGCUGUAGAACUUGAUACAAUCAAUUCUACACAAGCUCUUUUACUUAUUCGAUGUACUGGUUCAUUACUUAUUAGUGAAUUACCACAUCAAAGACAACAAGUACUUGAUAAUAUGAUGAAAAUAUUUCAACAAAAACAUGUUACAUUUGAUGUAACACAUUAUAAUUCAUAUAUGCGUGUAUCAUUACAAAAUAAUCAUUUAUUUGAUCCAAUGAAAAUAAUAGAUGAAAUGAAAAAAAUGAAUAUAACACCAAAUUUAACAUCAUUUCGUUUAUUAAGUGAAUGUUAUGCACGACAAGGUCGAUCGGAUGAUAUACAAAAAAUAUUAAAUGAAAUGAAAAUAGCUAAGUUAAAUAUUGAACCUUUAAUAUUAACACAUUUAUUAAGUUCCUAUGCACAAAAAGGCAAUGUAGAACGUGUAGAAAGUUUAUUUAAUCUUUUUCAUGAAUUAGAAUUAAAACCAAUAUCCGAAACCUAUGAACAAUUUAUAAUUAGUUAUUUAAAACAUGGACAAAUUGAUCAAGCAAAGAAAUAUUUUGUAGAAAAUGUAUCAAAAAUGGAUAAUGAAUCAUUAUUUCGUUUAAUUAUUAAAUGUGCUGAAUGUCAACAAAAAGAUUUAUUUCAACUUGUAAUCAAUUCACUUGAUCAAAAUAGUCUUGCUGAUAUAUGUAUUCAAUAUAUUCUCUGUGCAACAGCAUUAUUAGAUGCUAAACUUGAUGAUUAUGCUUUUCUAUUAGUUGAUUCAUUUCCAAAACGUGAUGAAACUCUUCGUUUUGAUGUUAUUAAUUUAACUAUGUUAAAUCUAUUAAAAAUUCGUUUACCAACAAAUCAUUUUCGUCCAUUUUCAGCUUUAACACUUGAUGAUAUUAAUAAUAAACUCGAAUCUUCCAUAAAUUAUCAAUGUGAAUCAGAAUCUGUUACUGAUGAACAAUUAAAAAAUUUUCAUCAAUAUGUACUAAGAAGAGCUGAAAAUUUUACUGAAAAAAAAGAUCGUUGGCUUGCAAUUCAUCAAUUACUUUAUCAAGCAUAUCAAAAUUAUAUUCCAUUACCAUAUAUCUAUGCAAUUUAUGAUACAAUGCAUCAACAAGGUUAUGAAUAUCGUCAACAUUAUAUGCGACCACUCUUAGUAAAAUUUCGUCGUAUAUUUAUAAAUAAUCCACAAGAAAUUGUUAAUCAAACAUAUAAACUUCUUGAUUAUUUACAAAAAAAUUUUUCAAUUAAUUAUGAUAAUGAAAUAAUUGAUUUUUUAAUUGAAUUUUUAUUUGAUCAAUGUUUUUUAAAACCAUUAGAUAUUGAUUUAUUAUUUAAAAAAGUAAAUAUACGUUUUAAUAAUUAUUGGUUUAAUCUUUAUUCAUUAACAUUAAAACGAAUUAAUAUGGAUUUAUUAAAUUCUUUAAAAAUAUUUCUUAAUAUGAAUAAAAAUGUACGUUUUGAAUAUACACCUAUUAUACGUGAACAAACAAUGCAAGCUAUGCAAUCAUUAAUUAAUCAAUUAUAUAUUGAUUAUGAAAAAAAAGAUUAUGAUGAAAUAUUUAAUCAUUUAAAAAAUAUUAUUGAUUUUAUUGAUAUUGUUAAUAAACGUUUUGUUAACAAUCAAAAUGAUAUAAUUUCAUUAAAUGAUUGUGUUCUAAUAUGUAUUGUUAAUUGGUUUUUAGAAAAAGAACAUCAACAAAGUAUUGAUUUAUUAAAAAAGAUAUUAAGAAUAUUUGAACAACGCUCACAAACAAUACCAUUAACAAAUGAAGUUAGAGAGAAACUUUAUAAACAAUUAGGUAUAAAAGCAUUCGAUGAAAUAAAUGAUCAAUUAAUAAAAAGUUUAAAACAAGAUCAAGAAAAAUGUAUUAAUACUCAACCAUUUUUAUCGGAUAAUCAAACAUUAUUCGAUAAUAGUAGUGAUAUAUACAUAAAAUCAACAAAAUCUACACGAAAUUGGACAAUACGUGAAUUAGAAGAUCAUUUAAUAGAAUUACAACGUAAAAAAAUGAAUACAAGUGGAAUAAUAAGUAAAUUAUUAACAAAAUAUUGUACAGAAUGUUUGGAUAGUGAACGUACAAUGACAAUACCAGUACGAGAAUCUUAUAUGAAACGUAUAUCAGAAUUAGAAUCAAUUUAUUUUGAUAAAACAAAAACAACAGGUUUUCCAUCAUUAGGUGUUAUUGCUAUUUUAAUUGAUUAUUAUUCAAGAGUUGAACUUAAUCUUGAUAAAGUUAUUUCUUAUAUAAGUUUAUCAAAUGCUAUUGAUCCAAAAUUUAAAUUAGAUCCACAUAAAUGUGUUAGUGUUAUACGUUUACUUAUACGUAAAAAUUCAUUUAAUAAAGCAAUUGAUUUAAUUGAUUCAUUAGGUUGUUAUGAUGUCGUACCAAGUUAUAUGUAUCGUCGUGUACGAGAUUUAUUAUUAGAUGCAUAUGUAUUAAUUAAUUUUGAACAAUUUCAAUAUCUUGUUAAUAAAUUACUAAUAAAUAAAUAUGUUGAUCCAUCAUCAAUUGUACUUUCAUUAAUUGUACGAAAAUCUUAUCAAGAUCAUGGACCAUUACAUGCAUUUGAAACAAUUAAAACUAUACUUAUUCAAUGGAAUAAUCUUGUUGGAAUGUUUCCAAUAAUAAGAAAAUUACUUCGUGAUGAUUGUACAGAAGAACUUAAACAGGUAUUAAUCAAAAUUGGUAAAAUUCGUUCUCGUACAUAUGCAUAUGAACAAUUAGCAUUUGCUUUAAUUCAUGAACGUCGUUUAUCUGAAGCUUAUAAAGUUUGUCAACAUAUAAGUCGUUCAACAUUUGAAGAACAUUGUCAAAGAUACGUUCGAGAAUUAUUCUAUUUUCCAUCAGAUCAUCCAAAUCUUGAUGAUGCAUCAACACCAAUAAAUAAUUCAAGAACAAAUGAUAUCUAUGAAACUGAUCAUGUAUUUGAUAGGAAUACAAUAUCUCUUGUUCAUUUUAUUGAUUAUUUUGAACAAUAUCCAUCAUAUACACGACAUUUAUCAAUUGAUACAUUGUUCUACAGUUUAUUCCGUGCAUAUGAAAAAACAAAUCGUUUAGAUGAAUUUACAAAAUUAAUGCGUGAUUACUCAUCAAAAUAUGUUCGAUAUUUAUCAUCAAAAACAAAAGAUGCAUUUAGUCAAGCUGGUAUAACAUUACCAAUAAAAUCAUUAUCAUCACCUAAACAAUCAAGAAAAACUAAUAUUCAUAAACAUGAAAGUUUCUUACAAGAUCAUGAUUAUGAAGAAGAUUCUAAUCCACAAAAAAAUCUUUCCUAA
Molecule: messenger RNA, 3462 nt
Organism: Rotaria sp. Silwood1
Lineage: Eukaryota; Metazoa; Rotifera; Eurotatoria; Philodinida; Philodinidae
Source: the annotation of a GenBank genome assembly